Malassezia restricta is the source of this 3114-nucleotide messenger RNA. Its product is annotated as trehalose 6-phosphate synthase/phosphatase. The transcript has 2 exons. Gene Ontology annotation, cellular component: alpha,alpha-trehalose-phosphate synthase complex (UDP-forming); cytosol. NCBI's taxonomy places the organism in Eukaryota, Fungi, Basidiomycota, Malasseziomycetes, Malasseziales, Malasseziaceae. Bases 1 to 3114 code for a protein of 1037 amino acids. Gene Ontology annotation, biological process: trehalose biosynthetic process. Gene Ontology annotation, molecular function: catalytic activity. The record is from RefSeq and is a predicted model, not a curated record.
AUGACAACGGUCAGGCCCGAGUCAAGGCCUCAUGAAUGCCCACAAUUUAGCUCUCUACAUAUCAACAAAGGCACUGAAAGUCCACAAAUUGAUAUACCUAAUCCAUCUACUGGAGAAUAUCAGGAGUACACUUCGAUUCAAGAUCUCUGGGAAAGUGUUCGUCGUUUACAACAUGAACUCGAAAUGGCACGUCCCAAGGAGCCGCUGAGCGGACGAAUUAUCCAGGUUGUAUACUCAUUGCCCUUCACUUUUACGCCAAGAAAGGAGCAUGAUUAUAUUCAGCGAAAAGCACAUGCGGAGGCUGCAAAGAAUAGUGUCGCGAGAAUGGCCGCCACAGCUCAAGCUCGAAAGUUGGAACGUGAACAACAGGGACUCUUAGAAUCGAAAAGAGAAGAGAAAACAUCGAUCUCGUAUCGCAUGAACGUGGACCCUUUACAAAGAAAUCAAGAGCAUUGCGGUCGAGUUGCUGGUCGGCGCGCAUGGAUGUUGUCUGAGCUUGUGGAUGAUGAUAUGUCUGAGGAAGACCAACUUUCUGCUGUACAUUCGCAUAUUCACAAGGCUAGCUCGUCUGACUUUAAAGAGAUACCCAGCUCGUCUUCCAAAUGUACGGGAUUCAGUGAACAAGGCAGCACUUCAUCGUGUACUUCAGGUUCUACCAAGUUGAGGCGUCCCUCUUGGAUUCUGAGUCUGAGUCGCGGUCAUUCGGCGCUGAACAGUGGCAUUUACAGUUUAUGCGCUAGUCACAAGCAAACAUACAUCGGCGCCCCCAUUCAUAUGCGCUUCUUUCAGCAAUCUGAACUAGAUACGCGAUCAGAAGUGUCGCAAACAAUGCCCGAAGAACGCAAGGAAAUUGAAGACGUGCUCGCCUCUUUAGAAAACCGAAGUGCAUGGUCUCUGCAUGAAGGUGGCCUUGCAAUGCGACCACCCGCCCUGGAUUCGGAUAACAGCGAGGAAAUAGCCGGUAUCCGUUAUGUUCCCACGUGGCUUGAUCAUCAAUCUGCAUAUUCACACUAUGAAGCGUAUUGCAAAGCGACUUUAUGGCCUCUUUUCCAUUAUAUGAUGUGGCGAGAUGAUGAAGACAGAACUACAUGGGACCAACACAGCUGGCAGUCAUACGUGAAAGUCAACCAGGCCUUUGCGGAGCGUGUUGCGGCAGAGCACAAACCAGGCGACAUUGUUUGGGUACAUGACUAUCAUCUCCUGCUUGUGCCGCUGCUUGUACGUCGCAUGAUUCCGGAUGUACACAUCGGUGUAUUUGUGCAUUCUUCUUUCCCAAGCAGCGAGUUUUUUCGGUGUUUGCCACAGCGUCACGACAUUUUAGAAGGCAUGCUGGGUGCUGAUUUGAUUUGUUUUCAGAAUCAAACUUAUGCUCGCCACUUUCUGUCAUGUUGCGUGCGCAUUUGUGGGCUUGAGGUACAAGGUAACUUUGUUGAAUCAGCGAAUGGCCGUGUGACCAAGGUGGGUCACAGCACCAUCGGUAUCGAUGUGGAACGCGUUCGGUAUGAGGCUACUCAAUCAGGUAUUGGAUCACGAAUGCACCAGCUUCGUAAUUUGUACAAAGACAAGCGCAUCAUCGUGGGAUGCGAUAAGCUGGACGUGGUGCGCGGUGUCAUUCAAAAACUACAAGCAUUUUACGAACUUCUCUUGCAUUAUCCUCGCUGGCGAAAUAAUGUCGUUCUGAUUCAAAUCACGAUUCCUGCCAUGCAUAGUUCUCCUAAACUCGAGCGGCAAGUUUCUGAGUUGGUAAGCCUCAUCAAUGGCGACUUUGGCUCCUUGAGCUUUACGCCAGUGCAACACUACCAUCAACUGAUCGAACGGGAAGAAUAUUACGCCCUACUCUCAGUGGCAGAUUUGGCACUGGUCACGUCUGUACGCGAUGGCAUGAACACUAUGUCUAUGGAGUACGUCGUUUGUCAAAAUGAACAUGGUCAAAGUCCCAUCAUUAUCAAUGAAUUCACUGGCACAGCAGUUCAUCUUCAAGCCGCCAUUCAAAUUAACCCUUGGGAUAUUGGCGGCGUGGCUGCGGCCAUACAUCACAGCCUGUGCAUUAGUGAUCAAGAACGUUACGACCGAAACAAGCAGUGUCACGAACAAGUGGUUUCGAAAACAUCACACACAUGGGCAUUGUCCCUAGUUCAACAGAUGCUGCAUCGAUUACGGCAUAGGUACUCUGCUCACUCAACACCUAUUUUUAACUUGGAGCACAUGCUCAAGUGUUUUACACCUGCCAAGAAACGCCUAUUUUUACUGGAUUAUGAUGGUACAUUAACACCUAUCGUUAAGGAUCCAUCAGCAGCUGUGCCGUCCCAGCGUCUAUUGGAGGCUUUGCAAAUACUGUCGAAUGAUGACCGCAACAUCAUGUAUAUAAUUUCCGGUCGCGACGAAGCCUUCCUGUCGAAGUAUUUCAGCCAAUUUCCAGCGAUGGGAUUAUCAGCUGAACACGGGAGCUACUUCAAGGAACAUGGCUCUCAAAGCUCAUGGCAAAACUUAUCUGCUGAACUUGACAUGUCAUGGAAGCAAGAUGUAUUGAAUGUAUUUCGCUACUUCACUGAUCGAACGAUCGGCAGCAACAUUGAAGAGAAGAAGAGUAGUAUUGUUUGGCAUUACCGAAAUGCUGAUCCUGACUUUGGCUCAUUCCAGGCCAAAGAAUGCCAGUCACUACUUGACAACAUUCUAUCUCAGAAUGACCUUCAAGUUGAAGUUGUUGUUGGAAAGAAAAAUGUGGAAGUGCGACCCCUCGCGAUCAACAAAGGCGAAAUUGUGCAUCGGCUUCUGUAUGCCAUUCCAGAUGUCGACUUUGUCUUUUGCGUUGGUGACGAUAAAACAGACGAAGACAUGUUUCGUUUCUUGUCAAAACUGGCCUAUGAUGCCUCUAAUGAAGAGCCCUUGUCUUCGGACCGAGUGAGUACGAUGGUCGUUUCGCCGCCUGCUCCGUUGAGUCGUAACUCUUAUGUCAAUGCUUCAUCACGCAACCUCAAUAUCAGGCAUGAGCAAAUAUUCACCUUGACUGUAGGCCCUGCGUCAAAACGCACACGAGCAGACUGGCAUGUUGGUGAUGUCAAUGGUAUUAUCGAUUCACUUGUAGCCAUGGCUCACCAGGAUGAACAAGAAUAA